Prorocentrum cordatum is the source of this 1500-nucleotide messenger RNA. The record is from the annotation of a GenBank genome assembly. NCBI's taxonomy places the organism in Eukaryota, Dinophyceae, Prorocentrales, Prorocentraceae.
AUGGAGCUGGAGGCACUGUUGUCCAGGUGCCCGGUGGCCGCCGCUGCCUUUGGCGCGGUGGCGGCGGCGCUGUGCGCGCCGAGCACGCCCGGCCGCCAGGUGGCCAUGGUGGCAGCCUCCGUGGUCCGCGCCGCUGGCCCGACGCCCCACGGAGCGCGUGGAGGUGAAGGCGUCCCGGUGUGUGGCGAGGGUGUCACGGCUGCGGCGCACAUCAACAUCCAGGAAGACCUCUUGCUGGCCGCGCAGGCGUCUUUGGGUCUGAAGCAGAAGCCAGGCGUAUCGGACAGGAUGCAGCUCCUUAGCCUCGAAGUGCGGUCGGCUCCGAAGCUGCGGAACACCGAGGCCCACAUGGCGGCGAGCCUUCCGGCGGCGGUGGCGGCUGCGCUGAUGGGCUCGCCUGUGUCGGGCGACCAGCAGCCCGGCUCGGUGGGCCGCUUGGUGCUUGACACGGUGUCCAGCGAGGAGUUUGCGACGGCCUCUGACUCCCAGCACGGCUCCUUGCCGCUGGUGAAGAAGCUGGCGUCGUCCCAGGCGCCGGCCUCGGACUUCCUGCACGACCCCGAGAAGCAGGAGGUAAAGUUGGAGGAGGUCAAGUUGCUGGUCUCGGACGAGCAGUUCGUCAAGAGCGGCUGCGCCACGCCUACCGCUGCCUGCUUGGGUGGGCGCAUGGGCGGGGCCAAGUUCCCUGUGGAGGCCGAGGCGCCGACGGAGGCCGCGCCGCCCUUGAAGCAGGCCUCAGCUAUGGGAACCGCCGCGUACGACGAGGAUGAGCUCCGCGAGGUGACCAAGGGCCUCAGCGAGCGCCAGUCCUUAGUCCUGGCCGUCGUCGACGGCAUCGUGGAGGGCAAUGUCGAUGUGUCCCUGUCUGAAGUCCUCAGGCUGCUGGACGGCAUGGGAGUUGUAGGGCUCGUCUGCAUCCUCUCGAGGGCCUUCUCGAAGAACCCGCAGUGCCUGGAGGAGCUGCAGUACGCUUUCAAACAGCACAGCAACUCGAAGGGCAUCCUUUUGCUCAUGUACGAGGACUUCGAGAUGUCGCCCGAGAUGAUGUUCAUGAUCGGCCGUCACAGUCAGGCGGUGGUCCAGCCGUCGGUGCGGACCAAGUGCAAGUGCGAGCGGAGGUGCGAGUGCACGGGCGAGCUGCUGAUUCGUGCGCGGGAGAUCGCCGAGGAUUGGUUAACGGGCCUCCGAGCAGGCGGCUUCAGCAUGUCCUUCUUGAACGCCAUGAAGAAAAAGAAGUAUGCGAGAGAGUCCACGGUGAGCAACGACAGCACGGAGGAGUGGAACCCCAAGGAGGUGCACCAGAAGUUGCUGCAGGAGCUGACCAGCGACAUGAAGCUCAAGAGCAUUAACGACCUCCUAGGCUUUGUCGGCAUUAUCGGCAGCACCGCCUUCUACAACCCAGCCUCCGAGAGCAUCUGCCGCGAGAUCGGCGUCCGGCUCGCCGGCGUGCUGCCGGAGACCGUGGCGGUCUGCACGGGCGGCUUCACCGGCACGGGGGAG